AUGCGCCCCAACAGAUCGCAUCCCCCCGAUGCCAAGGUCUUCCAUGCAACAGAUAGCCAGAAAGGUCUAUAUCGGCGCGGAUCACGAAUUGUCUCUGGAAAUUCGAAGUCCGCACAUCGCGGCGAGCCCUAUUCUAGACCAAGUAUCUCGGGGAUAGAUAAUACCGAUGCAUACGCUUCGUAUGAGACAUCGGCUGACCGACUGUUGGGUCUCCUGGUUGGAGACGAAUUCGACUCUUCUGGGAACGUUAGGACAGGAAGGAAUCCGAUUCAACAAUAUAGCAACACUUCGAAGGAGAUCAGUCUGGACUUUGACCUUUAUGAUGCAUCCUGUUCUGACGCUGCGAUCCACUCGGUAGAUCACUGCGUUUCCAUCAUUAAGGGGCUAGACCCUGGUCUGCGAAGCUAUUUACUCGAGCAAUUUUGGACACGCUCCAACUCGUGUAUACCCGUUGUGCACAAGGGGGCAUUCCUAGCUAGCCUAGAGGAAGAGAAUGGAGAGUUCUGCUCUCCGGAGCUUCAUCUCGCAGUCCUCGCCAUGGGUUUUCGACGCGCGGAUCACAGGCGCUCAGAUGUCAUGCAGCUUUCCCUUCCUGAUUGGGAUUCUAUUUUGCACAAGAAGCUCCGACUGGUUAUAGAUAACUUGUCGACACGAAAGGAGCCACGGAGUAACACGCACGUGCAAGCUGUCAUUAUUCUUGCCCAACUCGAGUGGGAACGAGGACGAGACCACUCAGCGAGGCUUUACCUAGAUACUGCUUUCACUAUAAUUGAAGAGAUCCAGAAUCGUCAACAUGAUCUUGAUACGCCAGUUUCGGAUGACGAAAUCAUUGUUCAGCGGAUUGCCUUGCGUGCGGCUAGCCUUAUUGAUAGGUCUCUCUUCGAGCACAACUUCAACACCACUCUGGGCGAUCGGUCUAGGGAUUUGCACUUUGCUACAUCUCACCACCUUCGCAGCAAUCCACCAUCGUUGACGAUAAAGCAGGAUCUCAGUUCACAAAUCUACAAUGCACACUUGGAGCUCAUGAGCAUUGCCACGAAUGCCAUAGAGCAGCUUCAUUCGCAACCAAUCCGCUCCGCUGAAAACCCUUUCUCCAGGUUAACAGAACUACACAGUCGUCUACAGAGCUGCCAACAAUUUCAUGCCGUCCUGAUCCUACUAUAUCGUCCUUUUGCGUCACAGGAGACAUUAAUGAGCAUUAUGGACAGCUUUACGGGUGUCAACAUCAACCAGCUAUCCGAAUAUAUUUGUAAUAUUCUACUUACAAACGCUAGACGGAUAGCGGAUCUCAUUUUCGAGUCUCGCGCACACUUUGAACCUGGCGCCAUCUUUCCCCUAUCGGUUCAGCAAGGCGCUCUUGCAGCUGGAGUUCUUUUAGCCCACAUGUCACGCAUAGAGGGCAAAAGCAUAGGAGAUUCGGUUUUUGGACACUUGAAAACUCUACACCAGUUUUUCAUUGAUAUGUCUGCGUUACAAAGACCAGCUGAGAGAUUGGCUAGGACUUUGCGGGAUAUCACAGUAGUGAUGAGCAGCUGUGGCAGCCCUACGGAGAGAUGGAAAGCUCGCACCCCCACGCAGAGCAUAGAUAUCACAAAUCCAGACAGAGAGCAGGUUGAAACUUCAGUCAACCGUCCCAACGAUGCAAUCUGGCUAAACAGAGAUGACGAAAUUGGCGAAGGCAACCUGCCAGGCCAGCACCACGAUUGCGCAGCUCAAGAGCAAGACGCCGCUGCUGCGACACCUUCCAAGAAUAACGAAGGCCCUGUAGACAGAAAUCCCGAUGGAUUUGAUCCAAUAAGAAAUUCAGACCGCAGAACAGAAUUGCCACUGUCUGCCUCAAAUAAAUCUAUCGGACGCCGCCCUCACAGCGAAUCCUUACUCCGGGGCUACGACCCAACGGAUCCAGAAAGCGUGCCUUCUUCGAAUGCUAUCCAAAAAAGUCCCACCCGCCUAACAGCUGUGGAUAUGUCCUUGGAAUCAGGAGGGUCAUUUGCUCCUCAGUUCCCCCUUGGAACAGACCCCCUGAGCUUGCCCGUGGCCGGCCCUGAGUUGGACGCAUGUGACAAGGAUGCUGUUAGCGUGUCCUGGUCUGAUACAUUCAAAGCGCUUAGAGCAGUGCAUGAGCGACCUGGAUCUGAGAAGAUGGUUGCUAACGAAUUCGGUGAUGUGAUGGGGGGCGUCUUUAAGCUGUGGUGA
Molecule: messenger RNA, 2196 nt
Organism: Penicillium lagena
Lineage: Eukaryota; Fungi; Ascomycota; Eurotiomycetes; Eurotiales; Aspergillaceae
Product: fungal specific transcription factor domain-containing protein
Exons: 6
Coding region: 1-2196 (731 amino acids)
Biological process (GO): DNA-templated transcription
Molecular function (GO): zinc ion binding; DNA binding
Source: RefSeq, a predicted model, not a curated record